This is a messenger RNA of Cyprinodon variegatus (sheepshead minnow), 4832 nucleotides long. RefSeq names its product solute carrier family 25 (mitochondrial carrier, brain), member 14 (gene slc25a14). Lineage: Eukaryota; Metazoa; Chordata; Actinopteri; Cyprinodontiformes; Cyprinodontidae. Gene Ontology annotation, cellular component: mitochondrial membrane. The transcript has 7 exons. The coding region runs from base 1 to 936 and encodes 311 amino acids. The record is from RefSeq and is a predicted model, not a curated record. Gene Ontology annotation, biological process: mitochondrial transport.
AUGUCGGUCGACAUGCUGUGCUGUCAGCAGCAUUAUGUUGACCUCUGCCUGGGCUUUCUCCUCUUCAUAGCCGGACUGCAGCAGGUGGAAGCGGCCGCCGACACAGAGAUGGUCAACUUAAACUGGAAGCCCUUCAUCUACGGAGGAAUGGCCUCGAUUGUCGCAGAAUUCGGGACAUUUCCCAUCGACCUGACUAAGACCCGCCUACAGGUGCAGGGUCAGUCCCAGUACACCGAGGUGCGCUACAGGGGCAUGUUCCACGCGCUCUUCAGGAUCGGCCAGGAGGAGGGGAUCCGGGCGCUGUACUCUGGGUACGCUGUGGGUAUUUCCGCUCACAACAGCAAUGACGCCAACUUUGUGUCUGGGUUCGCAGACGAGACGAUGAUCAUCAACGUGUUCUGUGGGGUCGUAUCCGGAGUGAUGUCCUCCAUGUUGGCCAACCCCACCGACGUCCUCAAGAUCAGAAUGCAGGCGCAGGGCAGCCUGUUACAAGGCAGCAUGAUGUCCAACUUCAUCAACAUCUAUCAGACAGAGGGCACCAGGGGGCUGUGGAGAGGUGUCAUCCCCACCGCACAGCGGGCAGCCAUCGUGGUCGGAGUUGAACUUCCUGUCUAUGACAUCACAAAAAAGCACCUCCUUCGCUCCGGCCUGAUGGGAGACACCAUUUUAGCACAUUUCAUUUCCAGUUUCACGUGCGGGCUGGCGGGGGCGCUGGCCUCCAACCCUGUGGACGUGGUCCGCACCCGUAUGAUGAACCAGCGGGUUUUAUCCGGGAGCCCCAUGUAUAAAGGAACGCUGGAUGGUCUGAUGCAGACAUGGAGGAACGAGGGAUUCUUUGCUCUUUAUAAGGGAUUUUGGCCAAACUGGCUGCGACUCGGUCCCUGGAACAUCAUCUUCUUCAUCACGUUCGAGCAGCUGAAGAAGCUCCCGUUUUAACGGGGGGGGGGGGAGGAUGUUGGUCUGCUGGACUUUAUGUGGAGUUUAUGGUCACCAGCAAAGAAGGAACCUGCCAGUCCGCCUGCACUCGCAUCCAGUCCUGUUUUUACUCUCCAUCUGUGCUUUCACUCCAUUUCAGUUGCUCUCCAUCAUGGCGGACGCUCCUCUGGCAGCUAAAGCUUUCAGAACGAUGGAGAAUCAAAAAGGUCACUGGGUUCCUUUACAGCUGAGAAAUAUUCAAACUUUAUUAUUACAGGUUUGUUUUUAUCUGUUGAAAUGAAUGUUUUCUUUAUUUAUUCAAACAUCAUGAUGGUGUGUGACGCGGCUGCACAGGGAAAAUGGAAAAUAAUAUUUUUAGCCAAGGUGUUCAUUUAACAGAUGAAUGAAGGCUGGCUUCUAUCAGCUUCCCUGACUGACAUGAAAACAUCUCAGAUUCGUUCUGAAAAGAUGAUCAAGUUCAGAAGGUAAAGUUAGAGAAUCCGUCUAUGGGAGGAUAUUUACCCCUAAAACCUUUUAGGGACAUUUUUAGAAGCUCUAAUUCUGAGCCAAAGUCUCCUCAGAGAACCAACAGACGGAUCAGAGCAGCUUUCUUUUAAGGACGUUGUUUUAUUUCAUUUUGCCCCAGAGACGUGCUUCUCUGUUUUUAUUCAUCGCCGCCAUGCAGCACCUGCUGCAGCAGAUCCUGUAAACAUCUGGACAGGCCUUCUUCCUCUGAAUCAGCUGCUUUCAGUCUGUCGCUCUACUUUGUGCCAAAACUGCGAUUCAUUGAAUGCAUUAAGCAGACCAGAUUUUAUUUUAGACUAACUUAUUUGAUUUUUUUUGUAAAGGUCCAAAGUUGUUACACCUAAAUAUUAAUAUUCUGGAUUACCAAACAUGAUUCAGUAUCAGGUGUUAUUUUAUUUAAAGGUUUUUCAUAAAUCUGAGGUAGCUAACAUUUAAAAAUGAUCUAAGGUAUCCUGAUCCACUGUUUCCUAAUUUGCACUUUAAUUUAAGAUAAAACUUCUCCUUCAUUUCCAUCUAAACCAAUAAAAAAAAAAAGAUUUUCUAAAUGUAAAAGAUGUCCUCUACUGGAGACCAAAGUGCUCCCAGUUUGCCAGCUGCUGCUGCUGCUGUUCUAGUUGGAGGAUUUCUACACUUUUCUAAUGUUUACAACAAUUAAAAUCUGGCUGCUUAGAUCCGUUCUUCAUGUGAAACAUGCAGACGGCCUCGGUGUGAAACCUGAGGAGCUUCAAUCAUCAGUCUAAUGAUGGUAAAGUUAUGUUUAAAACUACAGCUUAGAAGCUUUAUUCCUCAUUUUUUAAGAAUUUGGCUAUUUUGAUGUUUUGAAGUUUACUUUCUGAAGAAAGACUUGAACAUUUCCAGCUCCAACGAUCUGCUGCCAUCGGGGGGGAAUUUUAACGCCAAAAAAAAACGUUUGCAGGAAUUAAAAUAGUCAAAUUACAAUCUGAGGCAAAAUGUCUCCUAUACUUUUUAUUUUAUUUUAAACUAUGUUCUUCAGUGAAAGGAAAAGUGAUUCUAUGUCUAAUAUCUACUAACAUAGAAACUCUGCUGCCUGUUUUAGGUUCAAUGAAAUGGAAAUUAGAUGAAAGUCAAAGUAUUCUCAAAUUAUUAUACAAGAGAUUAAAUCAUUUUCCCAUUGAAAAAAAUACUUUAAUACAAAGAACAUUUAUUGAUUAUCCUCAAUAAAUGGUGUUUUUUUUUUUUUACAGUUGUGACCUUUUCAUCCUAAUCAGUAAAGAUUUUCUAAUCUAAUCCUCUCCUUCCGAAGCCUCCAGAUUCUGGUGUGACUCUGGUUCACAUGAGGAAUUCAAAAACAUCUGGUUCAGUUUGUUGAAUCACGUUUUAUGAAAAUCAGGUUUGCGUUUUUGUUUCACAGCGUGUGUGAGUUUACGGGUUCCUUAGAGAAGGAAGUGAUGAUGAUGAUGAUGUUUGGUGAGUUAGACGUUUGAAGCACCUUCUCCUCGGGGUUCUUAAAAGUUCUCCAGUUUUUGUUGCUGCAGAAUCAAAGCCUGACUGAGCCUCUCAGACCGUCUGUUUACCGUCUGCAACACUGAACUAUCACUUCUUUUUGUCAUUUCUACUGGGAGUUGUUGGGAUUCUUGUCAUUUGCUUGUUUAUGUACUGCUGUUGAUGAUGCAGGGAUGUAGGAGCAUCGGGAUUGGUUGUUUUAAAAAACAUAAUGAAACUGAAUAAAUGUAGAAGAAGUGGCCGUUCUAUCAGCUGAUGCACAGAACCAAACAUCUUUAGAAAGUAGUGAACUGUCCAAAGAAAAGUGCACUUUAACGUCACUUUUUCUGCAACGUGUAAGUCAGCCGGUUAGAAGGCUAUGCCCACAUUUUCUACAAAAGAAAAGCCGGUUUGAAAAUGAACCUGUCAAAAUGUUUCUGUUGCAUGAAAUGAAGUAAAUGGAUUCAUAUGAUUUAAAACUCUCUAAAUAAUCAGUUUUUAACCCGAUAAAACAAUCCGUUUCACAGCAUGUAGCUAUUGGCAGCUUUGCACAAUGUGAUUGGAAAAAAGUUGAAUUAUUUUCAAUAUAUUGUGAUUGUGUUAUUUGAGGAGACGUUUCCUUUUAAUUUCACUUAGAUAAACUCAGAGGUCAAAAUCUUCCAGGAAUCAAAAUGGGAAAUAAUUUGACCUCAUAUUUAUACCUGAAAGUUACCGUUUUGAUUUUUUUAUUUAUUUAUUGGACUAAAUGUAAUAUUUUAGUAAUAAAAUGAAAUUCACAGGCUGAUUCAGUUGAUCGUUCAAACACAAGAUGCUUCCUUAGUCAGAAUGUGGCCAAAACAAAAUAUUUCUCUGUUUAAUAUUUGAGUCUUAUUUAAAGAAAUAAACAAAUAAAAACCUAAACGAUGUCGCUUUGUGUUUAAUGAUCGAGUUUAGCCUCUGAAAUAAAUGUAGUUUUGAAUAAUUUUGUGACUCAGUGACUUUCACCUGUAUGAUGCCAUAUUUUAAAAUAAUUAUUAGGGUUUGUGUUUAAUCUGCUGCAUGCUUUGAACUCAGGGUUCACUAAAAUGCUCUAAAGUUUCUGCUGCCAUCACAUAUAUUUCUGAACUUGUGCAAUGAACCAGUUUGCACACAGUUGAUGUGUUGGAUAUCCGUCAUAUAAGUGGGAAAUGUCUUUAGUAUUCUGCUGCUGGAAAAGAAAAGCUUUUCAUUUUGUCAAAACUGGAUGAACGAAGCUGUUCUAUCAGGAGAAGAUCUAAUUAGGAGGUUAAAUCUGAGAGGAUGGGCCUUAUCACACCUAUUUUAUCCCGUUUCUUCAUGUUUAACUUGAAUAUUUUCUCUAAAUCUGCAGCAGCUUCCAGAAAAUGUUACAGAUGGUUGCAUUUCCAAACCUCACCACUAGAUGUCCUCCUUUUGCAAAGUCCUGGAGGAAAAAACUAAGAAAUCUGAAUAAAGUUUGUAUUUAGAGACAAUUAAAGCCUCACUUUGUUUCUCCUCUAGAUAUUUGUUUUCAGAUGCUUUGUGAUAUUUUCUCUUUGUAAAUAAUUGAAAUCUUCUGUCUGCUAAAUAAAAACGCCUGCUGUGUGGAAAUAGAGCAAAUAAUAAUAAUAAUCAUGCUUGUUUUACAUCUAUGAAUUCACCUGUUUUUUGAUUUAUGGGAGAAUAUUUAUAAAAGUAAUUUUCCUCCUUACAUGUGACUUCCUCCAUGAUUCAUUAAUAUUUCAAUCCUUUCCCCCUGAAACUUUUUCCACAGUUUAGAGGAUUUCUUUUCACCAGUCUGCAAACCAAAGCAUUAAACACGUAAAGCACGUUCUGAAAUAUCUGCUUCUUCUGGUUAAAUGUUUCCUUCAAAUGUCUGAAUUAUUCACAGCAGUGAAUUAAUAAAGCAGUUAAAUUCAGAGCUAUCUUUAUUCCAACAUUUCACUCCAUGAAUGUUUAUACUACAGCUUUUA